AUGCUUCAGCUGAUGGCCUUCAUCGAGAACUCUCUAGCCGUGGUCUGGCGACGGCUGUACCUGCAGACUGUCAGGCGCCGCGCCAUCUUGUUGGCGGUCGAGCUGGGCUUCGUCAUCGUCAUCUUCGCGGUCAUACUCAAGUACGACCACGUUGACCCCAGCACGGUGAAGAAACUGGACAAGCGCCAGGCUGUGCCCUUGGCUCCCGACGACCCUUAUUUCGGUGAGGACGGCAGCGCGAUUACAGCACGCGAAUGGCAAUUCGUGUAUGGACCCGACACCAACUACACCCGAAAAAUUGUCGACGGUGUUGUCAAAGGGUAUUCACGCCGAAGCAACGCGGACAACAGUAAGGAGUUUCCCGAAAAGUCUGCCGGCAAAGAGGCCGUUCGCUCGUGGCGGCGCACCGCCGGGGGUGCAUCUAAAUCGGCUCCCGCCUCCGAGGCCGUCAGCGAUGUGCACGAUGUUCCCGAGUCGUGCCUGCAAGCCAUGGUCAACAGACACUGGACUGGCUCGGGCGGCUACAGCCCCGCUAGAGCACCGGACUACGAUAUCGCGUGCGUGCAGUUCUGGAACUCGGAGCAAGAGGGGAUGAAUGGGAGCCUGUCCUACAGUCUCGUCUAUUACAUGCCACCCGAGGAGCUACCGCCAGAAGCAUCGCCGCUGGAUGUGGCUUCUUACUUGGCCAGUUACACAGCACAGGGCCCAGUGGUCAACGACACCCGGCGACAAUUCUUAGACCUAGUUUUGGCUACACAGACCACGAUUGACGAGGUGCACAUGACCUUACACGGCGAGACGAGAAGGGAUGCCUACGAGCCAGCUGUAGCGGUCACCUACCGUUCAAUGCCCAUGAAGCCGCCUUUUCUGGAUGUACCGCGCUAUCGGAACGGGUUCUUUUUCGCGCUGUCUCUAGCAUUCUGCCUGCCACUGGUGUGGAGGAUCAGCGAGAUGACCAACGAGAUGGAGUUGGGUCUCAAGGAGCACCAGAUGCUCAUGGGCCUGACGUCGACACAAUUUUGGACUGGCCACUUUCUGUCGGCAUUCGUGGUGGCCGUCCUGGAAGGCAUCUGCACACUACUCGUCAUCUACUUCAGCGUCGAAGACUUCCCUCCACCGGCUGGUUUGAACCCGAAGCAGCCGAGAUACGCCUGGCUCGCCUUCCGGGCCGGGAACACCGACGACGACUCGCAAGACGCCACGGACAAGCCGGCUCGAUACAAGGCUGUCAGCCUGGAUUUCUUGGACGUGCCUUACGUCCAGCACGUGGACGUGACGCUGCUUCUGGUCAACUUCCUGAUUUUCCACGUGUCCCACACCACACUGGCAGUGCUCGUCGCGUGCGUGGUUCCCGUCGGCCGAUGGGCGAUGCUGUUGGGAUUUGGAGUGUACUUCAUCUUGCCCAUCUGCGAUGCCGACAACUUCAGCUUUCUAUCGGAAGUGCCGAUGAGUGACUACCUUGUGGAAGACCGGCUUAGCAAGCUGCGAAAAUGCGUCUACCCAAACUAUGCGAUGUCUACCGUGAUGAAGAUAAUUUGCAUCUUUGCCGACUUCGAAUUGGAUGCUGGCUGGAACGUGGUGGACAAGUUCGCGCAGGGCUGCGACAGCGUUACCAUACUGGAGGUGUGGGCAGUGAUGGGGCUCGUGAUCCUGGGGGCUGUUGUACUAAUUUGGUACCUGUCACACGUGCUACCUUGGACCAAUGCCUCGCCCGACAGACUGUACUUCCCACUGCUGCCAAGCUACUGGUGCCCCCGUCCAUACGUCAUUAACUUGGCGACAAAAGGGGAACCGCUUAACGCUGAUCGCUUCGAAGCACUGCCCCAAACACCAGCUGUGGUGGAGUGCAAGAAUUUGGUCAAGAAUUUCGGCAGCUUGACUGCCCUGGACGGAGUCAAUCUGUCGGUACACAAGAACCUCGUGACUGUCUUGCUGGGGCACAAUGGAGCCGGAAAGACUACGCUCAUGAACAUAUUAACAGGACUGGUACAGCCGAGCGGUGGUACAGCAACAGUGGCUGGCUGGGACAUCAACACAUCGGCUGCACGACGAGAAGUUGGCUUUUGUCCCCAAAAAGAUAUCUUUUUCGACGACUUGACUGUCGAAGAGCACUUGCAGUACUUCGCGGUUCUCAGAGGUGUGGAUGAUCCUGGCAAACGGGUGGAGACACUACUCGAAACUCUGCGGCUGACAGACAAGGCCUCGCAAUAUCCUUCGGAACUGUCCGGAGGCCAAAGACGGAAGUUGAGCGUUGCUGUGGCAAUUGUGUCGUCACCACAGUUGCUCAUUCUCGACGAGCCCACAUCAGCCAUGGAUCCUGAGACGAGGCGAUCCUUCUGGAAGCUAAUCGGGCGCUUCCGGGGACAUAAGACUGUGCUCAUCUCGACGCACGACAUGGAGGAGGCGGAUGCACUUGGCGACAGGAUCGUCAUCAUGCACAGCGGAAAGGUCAUCUGCAGCGGUUCGACCAACUUUCUCAAGAUUGCCUGUGGAGUCGGUUACAAGCUUAACGUUGGCAAGGCUCCACAAGGAUUCCAUAUUGACAGCAUCAUGCAGCUUGUGCGUCAGACGGCGCCUCUCGCAAUAGUGGAGGACGAACGAAUCAAUGACGUCACCAUCGCCCUGCAUACGUUCAGCUGCGUCGGAUUCGAGAACAUGUUCCGGCAUUUGGAGCACGCCGCCAAGAGGCUGGGAAUCACGGGCGUCGGUGUGACCGUCUCCACCAUGACGGACGCCUAUCUGAAAAUAAGCAAUGACUACGCAGCGGAACAGAAGCGCCUGCAAAAAGAGCAACAAGAGAUCGGGAAGAGAACACCGUCUCUGCCAGCUCUUGUGCAAGGUUACGCGAACGUCCCUGCCACAAGCAUGAAGCCGAAUCCUUCUGCUGCUGUUGCCAACCCUGGUGUGCCACCUGCACCAACGAGUCCACGUGUACAGGCGGUUCCCCCUGUAGUAGCGGUUCAACCUUCCGUACGAGCGGUGGCACCUGUACGAGCAGCAGGUACUGCCGGCCUCGGAACUGGGACCAACUUGCCUGCUCCCAGACCUGCUGCUGGAAUUGCUGCCAAGCCACUCGUGCAACCACCGCUGAGACCGGACGCCAACCAGGGUGCUGCAUCUAAGAAGCCGGAUGACGAGCCUCCGAUAUCGAUUGCCGGAUCACCACCUAAAGCCGCAAAGAAGGUCAAGCCGAAGUUUACCUUGACGCCGGAUGACGUUCAAAAAUUUUACGCCCUGUUUUCCAAGCGCUGUUGCUACUUGAGCCGCACUCGUUUCCUUUUCCUCACCGGCUGGCUACUUCCGAUUGUGAUAGCCUACGUGGCCACCGCCACACUGACGGCACAACGGGCGGCAGAGAAAGAGCAGCCCCCACGCAACGUCGUCCUCAGUGCCACCACGCAGUUCGGAGAUGAUGUGCGCACCUUUCUGAGCGAGGGGAGCGAGGCAAAUGCUUCCAGCGACUACCGGCUGCUCAUGUACCACCAGGCCGUGGCUAUCGAUUCUCUCGAGGACCCGCAGGAAGAGCUGCUCGCUGCCCUGGAAGAUAACUACCUCGAGUAUGGAGCAGGCUAUCCCUUUGGAGCCGUUAUCAACUCUUCGACCUUAAUUGAAGCCUGGUACAACCCCACAAGUAUGAUGAGCCUGCCUGUGCUUAACAACCUGAUGCACAUCAUUCGGCUGAGGACCGCAUCCGGCCGGCACGACCAGAGCAUCACGACCAAGCUCUCGCUUUACCCGUUGCCCGAGGACGUCCUGAGAACUACGUCGACUCGCAAGCGUGACGAAGAGACCUUGGGGCAGCUGCAGCUCGCCGUGGAGCAGGCGUGGAUCUAUUGGGGCUGCUUGGCCACAGUCAGCAUGGGCCUGAUCGUAUCCUCAUUCGUGGUGUUCCCCGCAGCCGAGAACCACGGCGGAGCUCGCGGUCUGCAACUCAUGACAGGCGUUUCUGGCUGUACUUUUAUGUCGGCGCACUUCCUGUUCGACCUCGCCUUCUACCUCGUCCCGAUGGCUGUCAUCUACGGAGUGUUCGCGGUAUCGCAACGCCUACGCUUUGAGACCAUAGGGCCUGCGGUCUUUUUGUUCUACAUGACCAGUUUGCCCGCGCUUAACAGCCAGGUGUUGCGCGUGCCUCUGCUCUUCCUUCCACCCUUCUUGCUCGGCGCCACCACUAUCCAGGCUGUAAGCCUCGACUACGAAGCGAGCAUGUGCGAGCUCUUACGCCUGCAACCGAAGCUGGACGACUUAAUCAUCGGCGUGUGCGACGACAUGCGCCUGCUCGGAUCGGGCAUCGUUCACUGCUGUAAAAUGUUGGCGGCUCGCCAGGAAGGCAAUGAGGAACUGUGGUCCACGAUUGGCCCCUUCUCCUGGUCCUGGUACAGCAUCGUGGGCGAACUACUGCUUAUGCUGAUACUGGGCGCAGUGCUGUUCUACAUUGCUGUGCGUGGCGUCUCGGGAGAUUUUGGCUACGAGAACAAGUUGCACGAUCUGCACACGCCAGCGCUGGACGACGACGUGGACGCGGAGAAGAAACUGGUGAACACAGUUUGCCGACAGAAGCGCUUCGGAGAGUACGCGCUGGUGGCGCGCAAUCUGCACAAGUUUUUCGACAAGUUCUACGCGGUGCGCGGCAUCUACCUGGCCCUGAAUCCCGGUGAAUGUUUCGGCCUCGUGGGUGUCAACGGCGCUGGCAAGACGACCACCUUCCAGAUGCUCGCCGCCCUGACUGAGAUGACCGACGGCAACGCGUACAUGAAGAAACUGGUUCUAUCCAAGGCACCUCGGGAGUGGCAAGCCCGCAUCGGCUACUGCCCUCAAAGCGACGCGCUUCUCGGCAAACUGAAUGCGUUUGAGACGCUCUUCAUGUUCGGCCGGCUACGCGGUAUACCGGAAAGAUCACUGGGAUCGAUUGUUUCCCAACUGAUCACCAUGGUCGACCUGUCGGAGCAUGCGUCCAAGCCGUGCGAGUACUACAGCGGAGGCAACAAACGCAAGCUGUCAAUCGCUGUGGCCGUGGUCGGCUACCCUCCCAUCGUGCUCUUGGACGAGCCUUUCGCGGGCGUCGAUGUCGUCUCGCGCAACCACAUUCGUCAGGCCCUGGUCAAGUUGAAGAACUGCACCAAGAUAGCCUUCAUCCUAACAUCACAUAACAUGGAGGAGUGCGAGGUGUCGUGCGACCGCAUCGGCAUCAUGGUGAAGGGUCAGAUGACCUGUCUAGGCCCGCUGCACCACCUGAGGCAGAAGUUCGGCGGUGGUCUGACUCUGAAGUUCAGGUUGUCCGAUGACUCGCCGGUCGACAGCGAGCAACUGGACAAGGCUGUCCUUGCAGCAUUUCCGGGAGCGAAACGCUUGGACACUCAAGACCGCCUGCAGAAGUUGGCCGAGUACCGUCUGCAGCAGCGUCUGGCCUGGAGCGUGCUCUUCCAGAAGGUCACUGCACUGCGAAGUGCGUUUUCCUUCGAACACGUUAUCGCCGCCGACGCCAACCUGGAGCAGCUCUUGGUUACCUUUGCGCGCAAAGCGCGAGCCGAAGCCCUGCUCGAGCCGAAGGACGAGGACUGA
Molecule: messenger RNA, 5559 nt
Organism: Rhipicephalus microplus (southern cattle tick)
Lineage: Eukaryota; Metazoa; Arthropoda; Arachnida; Ixodida; Ixodidae
Product: ABC transporter A family member 1
Biological process (GO): lipid transport; transmembrane transport
Cellular component (GO): membrane; intracellular membrane-bounded organelle
Molecular function (GO): ATP binding; ATP hydrolysis activity; ABC-type transporter activity
Source: RefSeq, a predicted model, not a curated record